Messenger RNA from Nilaparvata lugens (brown planthopper), 1718 nucleotides. It is a transcript of the gene tap, whose product is annotated as neurogenin-1. Gene Ontology annotation, molecular function: protein dimerization activity. Bases 133 to 1140 code for a protein of 335 amino acids. The record is from RefSeq and is a predicted model, not a curated record. NCBI's taxonomy places the organism in Eukaryota, Metazoa, Arthropoda, Insecta, Hemiptera, Delphacidae. The transcript has 4 exons.
CGCAAGGGUGUCUGUCUCUACAGUGGGGCUUCAUCAAGUUUUGUAACAAAAUAAUUUCGCGAGUUAGUUUGUGUGAGUUAUCAUUAUUUUUUAGCUUUAUUGUGAGAAGUACUGACAUAUACUACGAUCCAAAUGGUUAUGAGCUUGACAAAACUGAACAUGAGAAGUUCAGAAAAUCUCAACUGCAGCUUCGACUCUGUGAAGAGUUCUGAUGACAGCUCACACGACAACGAAUUCGAUUUCGAGGAGGAGUCGACUGUGGAUGGAUUCGACAACGAUGAGGACAGAUUGCAUGCAGCAGAGGCCUCAAUCAAUGAGCAAAAUGAAGAAGAAGACAAGAAGCCGAAGAGGGCGAAAAGCAAAUCAAGAAGAGCCACGAGAGCACGAAGUCCAACUCAGAUCCUACGCCUGAAGAAGCACCGGCGCAUGAAGGCGAACGAUCGCGAACGCAACCGCAUGCACAUGCUCAAUUCAGCGCUGGACCGACUCCGUUGCGUGCUGCCAACAUUCCCCGACGACACCAAACUCACCAAGAUCGAGACACUGCGAUUCGCACACAACUACAUCUGGGCGCUCAGUCAGACUCUACACACGCACGCGCAUAUGCAAACGCGCGACGAUAUCACGCUCAGCGUCGGCAAUGUCACCGUCUGCAUCGGACAGGAUGGCAAUAAUAGGAUAACCUCAACAACAGGCAGUUGCGCGGUGGCUCAACAGCGGAGAUGCAGCAACGAAGGUCGUCUUCCAGAUUUCAACCUUUCACCAAUCCCCGCCUUUCCCGCCAAAUUCUCUCCCGCCAACUACGACCAAUCCGCACCUGUCACGUCCACCCCCACCUACCAACCUACCUACCCCCCUCAGGAUCCACCUCUAACCAACCCCUGUGACCCCCCUCUGCACUACUUCCAGCACGACUGGAACCUCGACCAGGACUCGAAUCGGGGCUUAUCCCCAACCGGAGGGUACUCCCAGGGUAGCUGCACCCCCAGCGAUCAGAGUGCCGAGUGGUACCAGGGACAGCAAAUGAGUUCGCCUGACUACGCGGUUGGAAGACACCAAGAGUUGACCUACUAUGGUAUGAACAAUGACCGGUUCAAUCACUACAUGAAUGCUCAGAGGCAUAUGUUCCAAUGCCCUUGAAGAGGCCCUUGAACAACUAAAUGUUGAUCUAUUUUUAAAAUAAUUUUCUUGGGAAUACACUGAGGGUUGGCUCACAAUGCUAUGAAGCAUGGUAAUUCAACCACUACAUGAAUGUUCAGAGGUAUAUGUUUCAGUGUCCUUAAAAUGUAUCCUAUUAUAAUAAAUAAGGGUUCCUUCCUGAAUUGUCACUUAUGUAAAUUUUCAUCUCUUUUGAGAAUAGUCAUUUUCAUAAUUCACUAAGGGAUAGUUUACUCUGCUGUGAAGUAUGUGUAGUCCAACCAGUAUAACUCCAAGUUAUUUAAGAAUCUGACACAAAUGGGAGUUCGUUCCAAAACUGAAAUGUAAGUUAAUUUUUAUCUCUUUGAAAAAAAUAAUGUUCUUGAAAAUUCACCAGGAAAAGGAUAACUCUUUAACAAAAAAUGAUAGGUUCAACAAGUAAAUGAAUGAUUGGUGGUAUAUGUUUCAGUUUCCAGUAUUCUUUAUUCAUUCAUUUAUUGUAUGAAACACUAUAAUCAUAAUACAAUUAUGACAUUGGAGGAAAAACUAGGCUGAGUCUGUACUAUUUCUCUCCAAAAAUU